Messenger RNA from Tilletiopsis washingtonensis, 515 nucleotides. RefSeq lists its product as hypothetical. Bases 7 to 267 code for a protein of 86 amino acids. The record is from RefSeq and is a predicted model, not a curated record. The transcript has a single exon. Lineage: Eukaryota; Fungi; Basidiomycota; Exobasidiomycetes; Entylomatales.
UCAGCCAUGUGCCGCGCGCCCGCCUCGUACUCGAGCGGCACCCAGACGCCCGCCUCGUCCGGCACCUGCUCGUACGCCGGCUCCGACUCGGGCUACGGCAGCUACAGCAGCGGCAGCAGCAACGCGAGUAGUGGCGGCAUGAGUAAGUCGGACGCCAGCCGCGUGCAGUCGAGUCAGACCAUCAGUGGUCUCUACGUCGGCGCUGGCUCGUUCGCUGCGCGUGCCCAGAGCGCCGGUGACCGCGCUGCAAAGGGUGGACGCAAGUGAGGUGAGUGAGCAAGCAGCGAGGAGAGAGAUGGUGCUGAUGGCGCACAGCCUCUCGCAGCCCUCCGCGCUUUGUCCACCGUCGGCAAACGAGCGCCCUGCUCUGCGCUCCAUCAAGCAGGUCACCGCACGUCAAGCCCACCUGCCUCACUCUCCCGUGUCUCGCGCCUGCCCCUCUGCGUCAAUGACACUGUGCUCUCUCCCUCUCUCUCAUCUUGCUGCGUGUGCUCUUGCUUGUGUGAAGGUGCUGU